Messenger RNA from Aspergillus pseudonomiae, 998 nucleotides. RefSeq lists its product as uncharacterized. The transcript is spliced from 2 exons. Bases 262 to 963 code for a protein of 233 amino acids. The record is from RefSeq and is a predicted model, not a curated record. NCBI's taxonomy places the organism in Eukaryota, Fungi, Ascomycota, Eurotiomycetes, Eurotiales, Aspergillaceae.
GAGCGCGCUUACGAUAACAAAAGAGGGAAAAGAGGAUACGCUGGACUGAGGGGAAGCCCUUUUGUCCGGUUUGGCUUAUCUGUUGGCUAAUAUCGGUGCUGAGUACGGUUCUCUGCUGUUGCAGCCCUAAGGAAGACUUGUAGAGCGGCGUAUCUUUAAAACAGAACGGGUGUUCUUUGCCUUCGCUUUCUUUCUUUGUUGUAUAGGAGCCUCGGAAAUCUCCAUACUUCACUUCUUCGGCGAAAGUCGUGGCCUUUGAAAAUGGGCUUCGAGUACGAAAGGGUCGACAGCAACGCUUCAGAUCCUGAGCUAUCCACAUCCAAAGACGCCCACGAGGACGAGAUCUUGUUGCAAAGCAGCAAUACAGAACAAUCCAAAGCCGGUCGAAAUAUCUUUGUCAGAGGAACUAAGCGACUACUAUCAUCUCCCAAAACUCGUAUCGCUCGAGAUAUCCUCAUGUGCCUGCUCGCUCUAUGGGGCUUAAUCAGCAUCGUUCACAAUAUUGUUCUCGCAGCACGCCGCAACGCGCCACGAAAGCACUGCUAUUGCGGCAACUCAACAGCUGAAGCGAUAUCCCUUGGCUGCAAGUUCGACUCUCUAGCAGCAGCCUGGUUGCCCCCCUACUGCCGCGAUGACGAAUUAACAGCCGAGUUCGAGAGAUCGGGUCCUGGGCCGGAUGGAAGCUGGGAUUAUUUUGCCGACGACUACCACAAGAUACCGAUGACCCUCGAGGAGGUCGCAGCCCUUGGAGAUAAUCAGAGUGCGAAGGUGACGAUGACACGGGAGUGGCAUGUGGUACAUUGUCUUUUCUACUGGAGGAAGCAGUUCCGCGUGCGGUUUAGGGAGGCGCGCGGCGGUAUUAUAGAGCCGAGCUUUGAUAGCGAGACUCAUAUUAAUCAUUGUAUUUCGGUUAUCUUGGAGGAUAGUUGGGGGACUGAGGCGAGGAUUGCGCUGGAUUCUUGAACAUAUCUUUUCUGGAUCUGUACUAAGAGUGGCCA